Molecule: messenger RNA, 1293 nt
Organism: Pecten maximus
Lineage: Eukaryota; Metazoa; Mollusca; Bivalvia; Pectinida; Pectinidae
Product: mucin-2-like
Exons: 3
Coding region: 1-1293 (430 amino acids)
Source: RefSeq, a predicted model, not a curated record
AUGUCUAAAGAGCCACUCAGCGAGUGUUUCACCACUGAGCCACAAAGCGAGUGUUUCCCUGCUGUGCCACCAAGCGAGUGUUUCACCACUGUGCCACCCAGCGACUGUUUCACCACUGAGCCACAAAGCGAGUGUUUCACCGCUGUGCCACCAAGCGAAUGUUUCACCAUUACGAAACCAAACGAAUGUUUCACCACAGAGCCACCAGGCGAGUUUUUCACCACUGUGCCACCAAGCGAGUGUUUCACCACUGUGCCACCAAGCGAGUGUUUCACCACUGUGCCACCAAGCGAGUGUUUCACCACUGAGCCACCCAGCGAGUGUUUCACCACUGUGCCACCAAGCGAGUGUUUAACCACUGAGCCACCCAGCGAGUGUUGCACCACUGAGCCACCCAGCGAGUGUUUAACCACUGUGCCACCAAGCAAGUGUUUCACCACUGUGCCACGCAGCGAAUGUUUCACCACUGUGCCACCCAGCGGGUGCUUCACCACUGUGCCACCAAGCGAGUGUUUCACCACUGUGUCACCAAACGAGUGUUUCACCACUGUGCCACCCAGGGAUUGUUUCACCACUGAGCCACCCAGCGAGUGUUUCACCACUGAGCCACCAAGCGAUGAGCCACCCAGCGAUUAUUUCACCACUGUGCCACCCAGCGAAUGUUUCACCACUGAGCCGCCCAGCGAAUGUUUCACCACUGUGCCAAUCAGCGAGUGUUUCACCACUGAGCCACCCUGGGAUUGUUUCACCACUGUGCCACCCAGCGAGUGUUUCACCACUGUGCCACCAAGCAAGUGUUUCACCACUGAGCCACCCAGCGAGUGUUUCACCACUGUGCCACCCAGCGAGUGUUUCACCAUUGUGCCACCAAGCAAGUGUUUCACCACUAUGUCACCCGGCGAGUGUUUCACCAAUGUGCCACCAAGCAAGUGUUUCACCACUGUGCCACCAAGCGAGUGUUUCACCACUGUGCCACCCAGCGAAUAUUUAACCACUGUGCCACCAAGCGAGUGUUUAACCACUUUGCCACCAAGCGAGUGUUUAACCACUGUGCCACCAAGCGAGUGUUUAACCACUGUUCCACCAAGCGAGUGCUUCACCACUGAGCCACCCAGCGAAUGCUUCACCACUGUGCCACCCAGCGAGUGUUUCACCACUGAGCCACACAGCGAGUGUUUCACCACUGAGCCACCCAGCGGGUAUUUCACCACGUUGCCGCCCAGCGAGUUUUUACCCAUUACGUCACUCAGCAAGUGUUUAACCAUCGGAAUCAGUUCAAUUAUCCAUAAAUAA